GGGGGGGGGGGGGGGGGGGGACAGAGGAGAUUAUCAGCUAAUCCAGUGCGUGGACAGUCCUGCAGGAGCCUCGUCGUUCUUCCAGGGUGAUGCAGACAAAACAGUUACUGGAUUACCCCUCUUCUCUCUAUCUGCCUUUUUGAGAAAGAGUCGUUCUUGUUUUUGCUCUGAUUGUUUUUCUCGGACUGUUGGACGUCUGGUGUUGGGACCGGGGGGGGGGAGGACGGGGGACGCAGGACAAAGAAGUUUGGAGACAGAGCCGGUGUGGUCUACAGGCAGCGUGGUGCCCACAUGGACAAAUCUCUUUAGAGCGACACGGUGCAUCGUGGUGGAGCCCCCCCACCCUGUCUCCCGUCCCUCCCUCUCUCUCCCUCUCUCUCUCUCUCUCUCUCUGCCUGAACCUUGAGGAAGAACAACCCAGCGGAUGAGACACAAACAAGAUCCUGUCAGACGCUGUUGAACACAGACAGAAAGGAGCCACGUCCAGUUUCACGGUAGAUUCAAACCUGACGGACAUGCACCCCUACGCCCCCAUUUGAAUUAAAGGGAAAUUCCAAAACUUCUCUGCCACCAUGAGUCUGGGAAAACUGCCAGGGAUUAAGGGCCUUGUGUCCAGCUCGCAGGGGAAGAGCCGCUUCAAGAGCGACCUCUCUGUGGACAUGAUCAGCCCUCCAAUGGCCGACUUCCGACACACCAUGCACGUUGGCCGCGGCGGGGACGUGUUCGGUGACACUUCCUUCCUCAGUAACUACGGGGGGGUCCGGGAGCCUGGAAGUCCGGAUUCCACGAGCAGCUCCAAGACGACGGGUUUCUUCACACGCACCUUCAAGCACGUCCGGAAGAACUCGGUGCCACGGCCGCUCAGGGGCUCCCGGGACCUGUCCCCCCCGCCGGACAUCUCCCCCAUCAUCAAGACCGCCAUCUCCCUGCCCCAGCUCAACAUGGACCCUCCCAACGGGUGCAUGAAGAGGAUGAUGUUCCCCAGCUCCACAGAGGACUCCCUCUGCACAUAUGGUCUUCAGUCUGGAUUCGUCACUCUGCCCCGCCUCUCUCGCCUCGACAGACAGUUUCAGGACGGGGACGUGCAGAGAGGCUCUCUAACCGACGGCAGCACCAUGACCCGCUCGGACUCGCUGGCCUCGUUCACCGUGGACCUCGGGCCGUCUCUCAUGUCCGAGGUGCUCGGCUUGAUUGACGACCCCAACUACUUCCAGAUGUCCAACCACAGCCCGGCCGCCGAGGAGGAGGAGGAUGAGGAAGCAGAAGAGGAAGAUGAGGACUCUCUGACAGAGACGCCUGUGCAGAGCCCCGAGACGACGUCUCCCAACCCGUCCAUGAGCAGCGGGUCGUUCAGCAGGACGAGGGACAGCACAAGACGCUCAGGCAGCUCUAACAGGGACGAGCAGGAGGAGGACAGGGGGUCACUGAGGACGCCGGACGCGUCCACUGGGUCCCCACAGCGAGUGGAGUCUGGCAUGGAGGCUGAAAAGUUCCAGAGGGCGGCGGACGUGCUCUCUCGUCAUUACGGCGGGGGGUCCUUCUCGAAGGGGACGAAGAUGAGCAGCACCACCCCCCCACCUGCUCUGUCCUCCAGCCGCAAGACACCGUACGGCAUCACCGAGGAAGUGGAGGAGAUCAAAGUGUAGAUGUUGAAACUCAGACUGAAAGACAGACUUCAGACUUAACGUUGAUCCAACAGAACCGUGAGAAACAUUGAGGGACCUGAGGGUUCUUGUAAAGUCAGACAGGUUUGUAUGAUGUUCAUCCUCCUCCUCCUCUUCCUCGUCUCACAUCGGCACUGAUCAACUUCCAGAUCCUGGUCUGUGGUCAGGGUCUGCAGGAGGAAGGUUUUCAUUAUUGACCUGGAUCCUGGACGUUCAACUCUCUUUUUUAGAUUAUUUAAAACAGAAACUAUGUUAUACAGAGUGAAUGAAGAACUCUCUGAAGAACAGUGGAUUUUGAAAGACUGCUCGUUUCUUCCCAGCAGAUCAACACCUAACACGACAUAAAACAUAAUAUGAGUCACAUGAAUAAAGAUCACGCAGCAUGGGGACUAUAUUCUCAUAUUAAUAAAUGUUGUAAACCUAUGCAUACGUUGGAAAUAAGUUAAGAGUCAUAGGAAAUAAAAUGCUUUUAUACAGUUGCAGCUGUAACAUACUUUUUGUUCAUCAAACUUUUGUUUUACUUUUACAAUGUUGUCUCACAUUUUAUGAUAAUCCAACAUAUGAAGCAGUUUAUGGAGAUAAUUCCUCUAAUUUUGAUAAAAUCAGUAAUAGUUUAAAAUCCAACACAGAAUAACAAAUGCAAUAAUCCAGUGGCUUCUUUGCUUUCACUUUAUUUGAAGUAUUUGAAGACAACAUCAUUUUAGGUUGUACUCGUAUGUAACCCUGUGUAAACAACAACAUUUCAAAUAAACACUGGUGAAGGAAGAACUCAAA
Molecule: messenger RNA, 2438 nt
Organism: Pleuronectes platessa (European plaice)
Lineage: Eukaryota; Metazoa; Chordata; Actinopteri; Pleuronectiformes; Pleuronectidae
Gene: cdc42ep1b
Product: CDC42 effector protein (Rho GTPase binding) 1b
Exons: 3
Coding region: 573-1646 (357 amino acids)
Source: RefSeq, a predicted model, not a curated record